Leucoraja erinaceus (little skate) is the source of this 3116-nucleotide messenger RNA. Its product is annotated as fatty acyl-CoA reductase 1. Gene Ontology annotation, molecular function: alcohol-forming very long-chain fatty acyl-CoA reductase (NADP+) activity. The record is from RefSeq and is a predicted model, not a curated record. NCBI's taxonomy places the organism in Eukaryota, Metazoa, Chordata, Chondrichthyes, Rajiformes, Rajidae. The transcript has 11 exons. Gene Ontology annotation, cellular component: peroxisome. Gene Ontology annotation, biological process: long-chain fatty-acyl-CoA metabolic process. The coding region runs from base 780 to 2441 and encodes 553 amino acids.
GGGGGUGAGACAAAGCAUGGUAAGUGAUAGGUCGAUAGAGGUGAGGUGGUUUUGAUUGGUAGAAGUGUGGAUGUAAGUGCGAGAAGGACUGGGCAAAAGUUGUUUGCUUCACAGUAAUAACAAGAGCACAAGAUGUACUGUGAGGUUUAACAGUUGGAGCCCUCACCUUCAUUUUUUACCAAUGAUUAAAUUGUGUUAGGGCAAGCUUUGCAACUGAUAUAAACUGAACGAUUACCCGAUCCUUUUCCAUUUUUCUAGUUUAAACAGAACCUUGAUUUCAGCUUUUUUGGUGGCUGUAUCACUAACUAUUUACUGUAAAUGUAAGGAAUGAUGACAGAGAGAGCAAUAUAUGUUGGUUGAUGGCUUCACCCUGGGCAGCUUCACUGACCAUAGUGGUGUAGUAUCCCAUUAAUAGCGUGCACUGCCACAUCACCUAUUCAGCAUUGGAGGACUUAAUUUGUGUCAUUUCAUUUGAAUAGCUAGGAUAGGCAGAGUGCAGGAAGUGGUACAAUCAUGAUCCUUAUGUAAAUGCAGUGUCUCACCACCCUUCCUGUUACAACAUCGGAAUACUAUUCCAGAUGUACAUUACUUUCAUUUCCCAACUGUGACAGGCAUUUUCAGAUUUGGAUGAGACAUCGUGCUUUCUGGCUAUUUCAUGAGUCAAUUGCCAUAGGUACCAGCAAUGGGACGAUGACAUUCUGUCUUGCUGCAACUUAACAGGCUUGUAAGUGCAACAACACACAGGAAGACUGCAAGAGGUGGAAGAAAGGCCAUUCAUAAUGUCAUCGAUCGCUGCAUAUUAUGCAGGAAAAAACGUGCUCAUCACGGGAGCUACGGGGUUCAUGGGCAAAGUCCUGGUGGAGAAGCUGCUGCGCUCCUGCCCGAAAGUCAAAGCCAUCUACAUCCUGGUGAGGCCUAAAGCUGGGCAGUCAAUGCAGGAGAGGGUCACCAACAUGAUGAAGUGCAAGCUCUUUGACAGAGUGAGAGAAGACUUCCAGAAAAAGAUCAUUCCCAUCGGCAGCGAGCUGAUGCUGCCCAACCUUGCCAUCAGCUCCGAGGACACCGAGCGUUUGCUCUCCUGCAUUAACGUCAUCUUCCACUGUGCAGCCACCAUACGAUUCGACGAGCCUCUGAAACAUGCCCUGCAGUUGAAUGUGGUUGCCACACAGCAGCUUUUGGUGCUAGCCCGACAGAUGCAGAAGCUUGAUGCCUUCAUCCACAUUUCCACGGCUUAUGCAAACUGCAACCGGAACCAUGUCGAGGAGGUUAUCUACCCUCCGACUGUAGAGCCAAAGAAACUCAUUGACUCUUUAGAGUGGAUGGAUGAAAGUAUGAUCCAAGAUAUCACCCCCAAACUGAUAGGAGACCGGCCAAACACCUACACCUACACGAAGGCACUUGCAGAGUAUGUCGUUCAACAAGAGAGUGGCGAUUUGAACAUUGCCAUCAUCAGACCUUCCAUCGUUGGAGCAAGUUGGCAAGAACCAUUCCCAGUAAGUCAACCAUUCCCAGGUUGGAUUGACAACUUCAAUGGACCAAGUGGACUUUUCAUUGCCGCAGGUAAAGGGAUUCUUCGUACCAUGAGAGCUACUAACAAUGCAGUGGCUGAUUUGAUCCCUGUUGAUGUUGUUGUUAACCUCACAAUCGCAGCUGGCUGGUAUACAGCAGUUCACAGACCAAAAGUCACCCUUAUCUACAAUUGUACAACAGGCGGCAUCAACCCGUUUCACUGGGGAGAAAUUGAAUACCACGUCAUCUCCACAUUUAAGAGGAACCCACUGGACCAAGCCUUCAGAAGGCCCAAUGCAAAUAUUACAUCAAACUACCUGAUUAAUCAGUACUGGAUUGCUGUCAGUCACAAAGCCCCUGCGUUGCUUUAUGACCUAUACCUGAGGCUAACAGGACAAAAGCCACGGAUGAUGAAGAUCUUCAACAGACUUCACAAAUCCAUGAUGCUCCUGGAAUACUUCAGCAGUAAGUCCUGGAAUUGGAGUUCAGAGAACAUGAACAUGUUGAUGAGUCAGCUCAGCAUCGAGGAUAAGAGGGCUACGAAACAUCCGCUAUGCCUUCAACACCAUUCUCCUGGUCUUCAUCUGGCGUGUGUUUAUCGCUCGCUCACAAAUGGCCCGCAACAUCUGGUAUUUUGUGGUCAGCCUGUGCUACAAGUUCCUGUCCUAUUUCAGGGCGUCCAGCACCCUGCGACACUGAAGCCAAGUGGUAAACCCCACAUUGAAGCAUCGCCUUGGUCCAAACGGCUAACUAUUCAUUCACAAUAUCUCACUUUCUUAAACAAAAACAACCACCAGACUUCCCGAGUCAGUGUAAAAGAAAACAAUAUGACUUUGCAUUCCAAUGUAAUCAAUCUACACACUGCCAUUAUUAUAAAGAACGAUGAUAUUGUCUCACCAAGCAUCUGCUCGUGUGACCCUGUGGUUUUCUAGCCUUACCAGCUUGCUGUGAUCCACAUGUCUGUGUAUCUGUGCCCUGGGCCUGACUUUACAGGUAAUUGCUGGAAUGGAUUGAAGUCCAAAACUCUCUCUCCUGCACUGCUACAUUUUGGAUCCAGGGCCUUUAUUCACUAAAGGAACCUGCCCAGCGUAUAGUACUGUUAGUCCUUAGUGAUCCACAACAGGACAACAUCCAGUGACUUUUGUAAAUAGGGCUCCAGUCCCAAUGUACACGGAAAAUCGCCUUCUAGCAAUAACGUGCUAACCUUCUUCUUGGUGCUAAAAUGGCAACGACAACUUCAACAAUACUUGGUGUUUUACAAGUGUAUAUAAAAAGGUUAACACAACCAAAUCCUCCGGAGUUGUUCCCGAUAUUUGCCGAAGGUCACCUCCUCUCCCUUCCUGAUUUGUCAACGUGUAACCAAAUGAACACCUUGGCAGCAACAGAAUUAAAAGGACUGAUGUGUGAAACUAAUGCAAUUUUAAUUUGUGCCUGACAAAGAACCGUGAGAAAAUGUGCGAUCCUAUCAUUGCAUUUGCUGAUUAAUGGGGAAGAAAUGAUCAAUCGGGUCAUGUAAAAGAAGUGGGUAUCGGUACCAGAUGUGAUCAUGUUAUUGCUUCCAACACCAAUGGUGACAAAUUAAAUACUACUUUGGAUAUUUGUAAGAA